Messenger RNA from Micropterus salmoides (largemouth bass), 1684 nucleotides. RefSeq names its product thyroid hormone receptor alpha b (gene thrab). NCBI's taxonomy places the organism in Eukaryota, Metazoa, Chordata, Actinopteri, Centrarchiformes, Centrarchidae. Gene Ontology annotation, biological process: cell differentiation; retinoic acid receptor signaling pathway; thyroid hormone receptor signaling pathway. The record is from RefSeq and is a predicted model, not a curated record. Gene Ontology annotation, molecular function: zinc ion binding; nuclear receptor activity; RNA polymerase II cis-regulatory region sequence-specific DNA binding.
GGUACAUUCCCAGCUACCUCGAAAAGGAUGAGCCAUGUGUGGUGUGUGGUGACAAGGCAACAGGUUACCACUACCGCUGCAUUACCUGCGAGGGCUGUAAGGGUUUCUUCCGUAGGACCAUUCAGAAGAACCUUCACCCAGCCUACUCCUGUAAGUACGAUGGCUGCUGCGUCAUCGACAAGAUUACCCGCAACCAGUGUCAGCUCUGUCGCUUCAAGAAGUGCAUUGCAGUGGGCAUGGCCAUGGACUUGGUACUGGAUGACUCAAAGCGGGUGGCUAAACGGCGCCUGAUUGAGGAGAACAGGGAGCGACGCAAGAAGGAGGAAAUGGUGAAAACGCUCCAGAACCGUCCAGAGCCCACGGGGUCCGAGUGGGAGCUGAUCCGCAUGGUGACAGAGGCCCACCGACACACCAAUGCUCAGGGCGCCCAGUGGAAACAGAAGCGCAAAUUCCUGCCAGACAAAAUCGGCCAGUCUCCAGUUGCGCCCACGUCAGACGGAGACAAGGUGGACUUGGAGGCCUUCAGUGAGUUCACCAAGAUCAUCACUCCUGCCAUCACCCGUGUCGUCGACUUUGCCAAAAAACUGCCCAUGUUUUCUGAGCUACCUUGUGAAGACCAGAUCAUCCUGUUGAAGGGCUGCUGCAUGGAGAUCAUGUCACUGCGAGCUGCCAUGCGUUACGACCCAGAGAGUGAGACGCUAACAUUGAGCGGGGAGAUGGCUGUGAAGCGUGAGCAACUGAAGAACGGCGGCCUGGGGGUGGUGUCGGACGCCAUCUUCGAUCUGGGCAAGAGCCUGGCACAGUUCAACCUGGACGACACAGAGGUGGCGCUGUUGCAGGCUGUGCUGCUCAUGAGCUCAGACCGUUCUGGACUAACCUGCAUGGACAAAAUCGAGAAGUGCCAGGAGACCUACUUGCUGGCGUUUGAGCACUACAUCAACUACCGCAAGCACAACAUUCCCCACUUCUGGCCGAAGCUCCUGAUGAAAGUGACAGACCUGCGGAUGAUCGGGGCGUGCCACGCCAGCCGCUUCCUUCACAUGAAGGUGGAGUGUCCCAACGAACUCUUCCCUCCGCUCUUCCUGGAGGUCUUCGAGGAUCAGGAAGUGUGAAGUUGCCACCACUGAAAGGGAAGAGGAAUUUGGGGCAAACUGGGAGAUGGGAAAGGCCAUCAUUUUUAUAGGGGAAGGAUGGAGGGAGAGUCCUCUCGGCAGGAAUCUGCAUUUCUCCGACAUUUACAGUAUGUGGUUUAAAAACUGGAACCAACAGUAACAGAAACGACACACCAGCAACAGGAGAGUCAAGCAAACAGAGGAUUUUGUUUUUGGAACACCUUCUCCACCUCUUUCUCCUCCUUAUACGUACCCCUGUUUUAAAAUCUGUGUGGGGGCCCUUCUGUCUGAGCAUGAUGUCUUAUCUAGUAAGAGUUGUAGCCAUUUGCCAAGACACUUACACAGAUACACACAACACACACACACACACACACAUACACACACAGCCACAGCCUGUUCCACCUCAGUUCUUCAGAGCAGAGCUCUUUACGGGGGUCCGUUCCCCCUCUCUGGUUCUUUUUAGCAGUCACAGAUUUACACAUUUGAAGCCCAUGUUUCCAGCUCUCUUGCUGGCCAGCACCUCUCAGUAUUAUUUCUGAAUAAAUGUUACAGCAGUAAUUCAGAAAAUAUGG